AUGGAGGUGUUUUGGGAAGAAGAAUCCAUAAUGGAUUCAAAAAGAGAAGCCAAUGCAAAGAGGAAAUUACCAGAAGGUCCCUACUCUAAAUGGAUCUCCCCAUACAAUGAUCUUGUGCUCGAAAGGACUUCAAGCAAAAAUAGUGUUAGUGUGAUUGUGCCCGAAAGCGUGGAGAUUUUUGAUAGUGUGCUCAGGUUCAUUGGUGGUUUAUCCCCAGAAGUCGACAAAGUUCUUGGUCGGACUUACCGGCUGGAUUUUGAGAAUCCAGCCAAGCCGGGUGUUGCGAUGGCAGUUGUUGGUGGGGAAGACAAGUACAGGACUAGCUCAAUUUUCUCUGCGGAUUGUGGUAACUGCGUGUUCUCUAAUGGGGAAUUCGUUCGCGGAGAGAGAUCAAUGGGUGUGGAAUAUGGCAGUAGCCAAGAUUGCACCAGUGAGAUUGGUGGUGGAAGUGGCAUAGAACCUAUACCAUAUGGUUCUAUGAAAACUGUAACAAUCCAAAGUUUGUGA
This is a messenger RNA of Rhododendron vialii, 507 nucleotides long. RefSeq lists its product as uncharacterized. The transcript is spliced from 4 exons. Bases 1 to 507 code for a protein of 168 amino acids. NCBI's taxonomy places the organism in Eukaryota, Viridiplantae, Streptophyta, Magnoliopsida, Ericales, Ericaceae. The record is from RefSeq and is a predicted model, not a curated record.